GUCAAGGGCAGUAACGUUAAUUGAGGGCAUGGGGUGAACAUGUGGGAAACAUGCAUAUAUGUAUGCGCACUUGCUGAAGAAUAAAACCGCCCAAACCACCCUUGCUAUCCAUUGUCAACUUCGAACGUGAAGUACCUUGGCCUGGACAACGAACCGUAUCAACUGAACUCGAUCCACAUUUCUUUGACCGUAGGCUGAUAGAAGAAAGUAUGGAGAACCGGCGCGAUCCGGGGGCGGAAGACUUGCCAGACGAUUUAACACCCUUUAUCACUCGAACAACUCAGGACCACAUUAGUGGAGGUGCGUUUGGCGAUGUCUGGAAAUGCAAUUACAAUGCAAACAGUGGUAUUUCAACCUUCGUUGCGGUCAAGUCAUUCAGAUUUCCCCAGAGUUAUGAUUUGGAGCGAAUCAACAGGAAAAUCAGCCGAGAAAUUGGCAUUUUGAAGAUUCUACGCCAUGACAACAUUGUACCGUUGUUGGGUACAGCGACAGGAUUUGGACGAAUGCCAGAGUCGCGCUGCUUAGUAACUCCGUGGAUUCCAAACGGCACCUUGAUUGCCUACCUAGCAUCCAACCACGAUGAUCUCACAAUGCUGGACCGUUCACGUAUGGUAAAGGAUGUCAGCGCUGGACUGUGUUAUUGUUAGUUUCAUAUAUCUUCUGAAGACGUUUGGAAACGAGUGGUGACUUACCUUUGGUGCAGUGCACUCUGUACACAUCGUGCACGGGGAUAUAACAGGGGCGAAUAUACUAAUUGACGAGGGGGGGCGUGCAAGGUUGAUCGAUUUUGGUCUUUCCA
This is a messenger RNA of Suillus subalutaceus, 799 nucleotides long. RefSeq names its product kinase-like domain-containing protein. NCBI's taxonomy places the organism in Eukaryota, Fungi, Basidiomycota, Agaricomycetes, Boletales, Suillaceae. Gene Ontology annotation, molecular function: ATP binding; protein kinase activity. The coding region runs from base 210 to 647 and encodes 145 amino acids. The record is from RefSeq and is a predicted model, not a curated record. The transcript is spliced from 6 exons. Gene Ontology annotation, biological process: protein phosphorylation.